This is a messenger RNA of Carlito syrichta (Philippine tarsier), 1835 nucleotides long. It is a transcript of the gene LMBR1, whose product is annotated as limb development membrane protein 1. The record is from RefSeq and is a predicted model, not a curated record. Gene Ontology annotation, biological process: signal transduction. NCBI's taxonomy places the organism in Eukaryota, Metazoa, Chordata, Mammalia, Primates, Tarsiidae. Bases 234 to 1337 code for a protein of 367 amino acids. The transcript is spliced from 15 exons. Gene Ontology annotation, molecular function: transmembrane signaling receptor activity.
CAGAUGAACAAGAAGAUGAAGAUGCCAUAGUCAAUAGGAUUUCGUUGUUUUUGAGCACGUUCACUCUAGCAGUUUCAGCUGGGGCUGUUUUGCUUUUACCCUUUUCAAUAAUCAGCAAUGAAAUCCUGCUUUCUUUUCCUCAAAACUACUAUAUUCAGUGGCUAAAUGGCUCCCUGAUUCAUGGUUUGUGGAAUCUUGCUUCUCUUUUUUCCAACCUCUGUUUAUUUGUGUUGAUGCCCUUUGCCUUUUUCUUUCUGGAAUCAGAAGGCUUUGCUGGCCUGAAAAAGGGAAUCCGAGCUCGCAUUUUAGAGACUGUGGUCAUGCUGCUACUUCUUGCAUUAUUAAUUCUUGGGAUAGUGUGGGUAGCCUCAGCACUCAUUGACAAUGAUGCUGCAAGUAUGGAAUCUCUAUAUGAUCUCUGGGAGUUCUACCUACCCUAUUUAUAUUCCUGUAUAUCACUGAUGGGAUGUUUGUUACUUCUCUUGUGUACACCAGUUGGCCUGUCCCGUAUGUUCACAGUGAUGGGUCAGUUGCUAGUGAAGCCAACAAUUCUUGAAGACCUGGACGAGCAAAUUUAUAUAAUUACCUUAGAAGAAGAAGCACUCCAGAGGCGACUAAAUGGGAUAUCUUCAUCGGUGGAAUAUAACAUGAUGGAGUUGGAACAAGAACUUGAAAAUGUAAAGACUCUUAAGACAAAAUUAGAGAGAAGAAAAAAGGCUUCAGCAUGGGAAAGAAAUUUGGUGUAUCCUGCUGUUAUGAUUCUCCUUCUUAUUGAAACAUCCAUCUCAGUCCUCUUGGUGGCUUGUAAUAUUCUUUGCCUGUUGGUUGAUGAAACAGCAAUGCCAAAGGGAACACGGGGUCCUGGAAUAGGCCAUGCCUCUCUUUCUACUUUUGGUUUUGUGGGAGCUGCACUUGAAAUCAUUUUGAUUUUCUAUCUUAUGGUGUCCUCUGUUGUCGGUUUCUAUAGCCUUCGAUUUUUUGGAAACUUUACUCCUAAGAAGGAUGAUACAACUAUGACAAAGAUCAUUGGAAAUUGUGUGUCAAUCUUGGUCUUGAGCUCAGCUUUGCCUGUGAUGUCAAGAACACUGGGAAUCACUAGAUUUGAUCUACUUGGAGACUUUGGAAGGUUUAAUUGGCUGGGGAAUUUCUAUAUUGUAUUAUCCUACAAUUUACUUUUUGCUAUUGUGACAACAUUAUGUCUGGUCCGGAAAUUCACCUCUGCAGUUCGAGAGGAACUUUUCAAGGCCCUAGGGCUUCAUAAACUUCACUUAUCAAAUUCUUCAAGGGAUUCAGAAACAACCAAGCCUUCUGUAAAUGGGCAUCAGAAAGCACUGUGAGACACACAGCUGGCAUGUUCUGCAAUCAAGAGACCUGAGAACUCCAAACUCAUGACAUUCCUAUCAGAUAUAGAAGCAUUUUCAUACUGACCUUGGUUUAUGUUUAGGAUCUAGGCCUGUCUGUUACUUUUUUCAUGUUCUAGUAAGAACUUUGCUUUUGCUCAUCUUUUUUUGAAAUUUAACUUUCUGAUAGACUGUAGUCUAUAGUUAAGUGCAGAUUCCUUAGAGACAUACAGAAAAGCACAUUCUUCUGUAGACACAUUUGCUCACAUCAGUAAAUACAGUCAUCUAUAUGAAUUUUUUUCAUCUGAUAUGAAAAUGUUAGAAGAUGCUGGGACUAAGGAUUCACUUAAAUCCCAUUAUAUACUUUAUUCAGAAUGUAGACGCCUACUUGACAGGCAUCCUUAGUACUAAGUGAAGGUUAUUCAGAAUUUUUUUUUUAAUAGAGUUGGGGACUUACUCUGUUGCCCACACUGGUCUUGAACUCCUGGCCUCAAG